AUGACAAGGUGGCGGUCUUUGCCUUUCGCGGCUACUCGGACAUGGGGUCACCAGAUAUCGUUCUCGGAUGAGUCAGCUGUCUCCAAUGUCAUGCGUCCUGCCGUCCAUCAAGAGGUUAGCUCAAGAAGCGGUGCGUUUGCUACUAUGGCCGUUCAUGCUGCUGCUCCCGUGCCUCGUUCGUGUCAACCGUUAGCUCCCUCGCUUCUUGACACCCAUCAGCGAGUACGUCCCAUGUCUAUCGAGCGCUUUUCCUGCUCUUCACGGCACAUUCAGAUGCCAUCAGUGUCGUUCGAUGCACCAGUUCUUGGACAAAAGCACGAGCUUACCGGACACCGUCGGCUGGUCAAUCAUCACCAUAUUGACCCCGUCACGACCCGUAUCCUUCCCGAGUCUUCAUCGCUGGUUCCGCCGAUCCACCACGAGUCAACACUGGCCGUGGAAUACUCGCAGGCUAGCAGGUACUUCGAUCGCCAGAUGGCACCAUCGUACCUUCACGCAGAUUGUUCGGAGCAGCCUACUGCAAAAGAAGCUACGACGAGUAUCAAGAAGCGACAGCGAGUAGUUAUACCAGACGACUCACCUCGUCGGACGAGCUACGAGUCCAAGUACGGCCUGACCUGUUCCGAAACGUCAAAGCUGCGCAUGCGGUCGAGAUGUGACCACAGUGCUGGAUUUGUAGAGGAAGGCAGCGUGUGUGCGUCUCAAAAUCGCUAUGUUGAAGACAAAAGCACGUGCGGCAUGAAGAAGGUUGACUUCCCCAUCAAGGAUGGCUCAGCCCUAGACUACAGUGGAAAUGAACAGGUGACCAGGACGACAGCUUCUGCUGCAACUGACGCGCCGGUAUCUGCUGUAAGUGCGCAGCCCAGCGUGAAGAAGAAGUUCAAGUUUUCGUUCCCUUCGACGCCGGCUUUUCAAUCGAAGGAGUUCCUGAUGUCGAAUACCUUUGUGCGCAAUCUGCACGGCGAGGUCGACUGGGUUGCGACGUUCCUGAACGUGGGCUUUGACUCACACAGCAUAUACGCGCUCAUGUGUCCCCUACGCAAAGGUCGCUGGAAGAUGGAGGAAGAAAGUUAUGCAAUGGGGCUGCUCCAGCUCAUUGAAAGUGGAACGAUUUUGCUCCGCCACGGCCAGAGCAUUCGAGGCUACAUUGGCAAAAAGUUGCAUAGUGAUGAUAUGCGGGUGCUCAAGAAGCUCAGCAACUGCAAGAUGUUCUGGUUCGCCAAAUCUAUCAAUCCGAGACUGGCGGCAGAAGAGGAUCUGGAUGUGAGUGCUGCUGGUGCGCGUCAAGGAUUGCAGCGCUUGGAACAGCUUCGAUGUGAAUUUUUGCGCUCCGUGCAGCUAGAAGCACUCGUAGCUGUGCGCAAACACCUCAGCGACAGCUCGCUGCGUGAGUUGCUAAGUGUGGGUGCCUGA
Messenger RNA from Hyaloperonospora brassicae, 1413 nucleotides. Lineage: Eukaryota; Oomycota; Peronosporomycetes; Peronosporales; Peronosporaceae. The record is from the annotation of a GenBank genome assembly.